ACGCUGUUCCGGCGUCAAAACUUCACCUCUCACCAGCGCACUUAUACCCAAUCGCUUCGCACACGCACACCAAACCCGCACGGAUCGCGUCGUUUCUGUCGUCCUCUACUCCACCGAUAUCUGCACGGUACACGCACGACUGCAGCCGAGCCGAGAAGAACGUGACGGCGAUCGCUGACCACCGGUGGUGACAUAUAUAUAUAUAUACAGACAGACAGACAGACAGACAACUCCUCGACCAUAACCAUGGUCGGAACAAGACACUUGGUGUUUUUGGCCGUGUACGUCCUAUACGUGCAAUUGUCAGCCGCCUAUCCAGUCUACCAAGAAGACGACCACUACGACGGUCACGACCACGGACACCACCACGGUAUACCACCGGCCACGUCGUACGCUACCAUAUCGACGACGCACGUCAAAGUACAACACCCACAGGCGGCGCCCACGAAGUACGCGACUCCGUACAAACAUGAGUAUCUGACGCAACCACAGAUGGCAUACAAGUACAUAUCACUACCGUCGGCCGUUGCUCUGCAACAGUCGGGUAAAUUCGAAGAGCCAUCCACGUCAGGUUACAAGUACCUGGCCGCGUCACCCACGUAUAAGUACGUUCAACCACCGGCGGUGACCACCGAACCAGAAGCCGCGGAGGAGCCAACCAACUCGUUGAAGUACGCGCUCAAAUACGAACAGAAUUCGUUCAAGCAGGAACAGGAACAGCAGCAACAAUUGCAGCAGCAAUUCCAGCAGCAAGAGUACGAACAGCCGGCUGUACAGUACAAGUACAUAGCCGUGCCGUCAUACAAGUACGUGCAACAAGUGGCCGCGGAACCAGAAUACGGUCAGCACCACCAGCAGCAGCAGCAACAGGCUGCUGUUUCUUAUGACUACACCGAUGACAAGCAAUAAUAAACUAUAAUAUAGUAUAGGACAUAGAUAGGUAAUAACAACCGUGAUUAUCAUUUAAGGUCCCAAUGCCUUAGGCUGCAACGGUGUAUUGAACUUAACAAAUUGGCAGAGGUGACCGUUUUUUAUUACUAAUGUUACCACUUGAAAUCGCUAAACAUAUUAGCUUUAAGUAUCAGCUGCAGUUACAAUACAAGAUAACAAUAUGACACUCCCUUAAAAAAUACCUUAGUCACCUCUCAAAUACCUCUUCCGUAACGCUGUUGCCCAAACUUGCCUGCAAUAUAACCACGUUGCUCGUUAUUUUAGCCCACCACUUCAAUCUACACCCUUACUCUUACAACAUAUUAUAUACUUAAUAUAAAUAUUUAACUUUUGGGAGUGAUAAUUAAAAAAAAUAUAUAAUCUUACGUUUGACGUUUAAUUAUAGUAUGCGUUACGUUUUAUGUUUGUUGUUGAACCACGCAUGGACCAUUUAUAUUUCUCUAUCUUUCUCUCUGUGUUGUUCAUUAAAUUACGCCAAUGAUUAUAUGUUGGGUAUACUUAUAUGAUUAUAUGUAUUAUUGUUAUUUUUUUACCAUGUUUACCAUUUUUGCAAUAUUUCCCGUGUUAUACGCGUCCCUCUGAAACACAAGUAGAGGUUUAAUCGCUUAUUCUUCUUAUAUUAUAUAAUACAAAUACGAUUACAUAUUUUAUUGUACUUUAGUUAGAUAUAGUAUAAUUAUUUUUUUAAUAUAUACAUAUUAUAUAUUUGUAUAUAUUAUAAUAUAAUGUACGCAGUACCUAUACUUCCGUU
Molecule: messenger RNA, 1702 nt
Organism: Acyrthosiphon pisum (pea aphid)
Lineage: Eukaryota; Metazoa; Arthropoda; Insecta; Hemiptera; Aphididae
Product: vacuolar protein-sorting-associated protein 36
Exons: 3
Coding region: 247-909 (220 amino acids)
Source: RefSeq, a predicted model, not a curated record